Messenger RNA from Pelobates fuscus (common spadefoot toad), 1046 nucleotides. RefSeq names its product aspartate dehydrogenase domain containing (gene ASPDH). Bases 147 to 1001 code for a protein of 284 amino acids. The transcript is spliced from 8 exons. Gene Ontology annotation, biological process: NAD+ biosynthetic process. The record is from RefSeq and is a predicted model, not a curated record. Lineage: Eukaryota; Metazoa; Chordata; Amphibia; Anura; Pelobatidae. Gene Ontology annotation, molecular function: NADP binding; L-aspartate dehydrogenase [NAD(P)+] activity.
UCCAUACGAGACCAAUGUCUGGAAGACUGCUCUCUAAAAUUGAACUCCUGAAACCUCAACGGUGUUUAUAGCAAGUAAGGCACAGUUUGGGAUUCCAUGCAGGUUGUCCUCACAGAUGCACAUUUAUAAAUAUCAAAGAUUCAAACAUGUUGCAAGAAAAAAAAUGGAGAGUCGGAAUUGUAGGGUAUGGCCAUAUAGGUGAGUAUUUGGUGAGCCAGAUCCUAGGAGAAGGUGAUCAGUACAAUCUGGAACUAGCAUUUGUUUGGAACCGGAGUACGGAGAAGAUGAAGGGAAAGGUGUCAGAUGAUCUCCAGCUCCAAGAUCUCUCCCAAUUUACUCAACGCUGUGCAGAUCUGAUAGUAGAAGUGGCUCACCCAUGUAUAGUGAAAGACUACGGAGAAGCAUUUAUUUCUUCAUCAAAUUUCCUGGUUGGAUCUCCUACGGCUCUAGCUGAUCAAACUACAGAAAUAAAGCUUAGAGAAAUCGCCAAGCGUUCUGGACACACGCUAUAUAUUCCAAGCGGUGCCUUUUGGGGUGGAGAAGAUAUUCAGAAAAUGGCAGACAGAGGAACACUUAAAGGCCUCAAAAUCACCAUGACGAAACAUCCGGAUAGCUUUAAACUCACCGGCCCCCUGGUGGAGAAGAAUAAACAGGCAAUAAAUGAGCGGUCGGUUCUGUAUGAAGGCCCUGUACGAGGUCUGUGUCCGCUGGCACCAAACAAUGUUAACACCAUGGCAGCCGCCUGCAUGGCAGCCCACACGCUUGGCUUUGAUAAGGUGAUUGGAAUCUUAAUCGCUGAUCCCAGCAUCCCAAACUGGCACUUUGUGGACAUUGAAGUUAAAGGACCAACUAACGAGAAAACAGGACAAACUUUUGUUAUCAAAACCAGGAGAAUGAACCCAGCUGCACCCAGUAGUGUAACUGGAAGUGCAACAUUCCUUUCGUUCUGGAGCAGUGUACUUGUUUGCAAAGGUCAUGGAGGAAGAGUUUAUCUCUGUUAAGUUACAUUUAUUAAUCUUAAAAUAUGUAUAGUUAAUAUUUACAAG